UCUCGCCGCAGGAAGCAGAAGAUGGCUAUGCUCAGACGCUUAGCACUCGCGUUCUUUCUGAGCUGCUUCUCAUGCUCGGUUUCUUCCCUAGCUUCCUCUGAUGAUUUUCUCCAAUGCCUAGCCAAGAAGAUACCUAGCGAGCUUGUUUACAAGCAGAGCUCUAGCGACUUCACCGAUGUGCUGGUCUCCUCCAUCAGGUUCCCCAAUUUCUUCACCAACACCACGGUGAGGCCGCUCUGCAUCGUGACCCCGACCGACGCCGGCCACGUCCAGGCCGCCGUGCUCUGCGGCUGCCGGUAUGGCGUGCGCCUCCGCGUGCGCAGCGGCGGCCACGACUACGAGGGCCUGUCGUACCGGUCGGUGCGGCCCGAGGUGUUCGGGGUGGUCGACCUCGCCAAGCUCCGCUCCAUCAGCGUCAAAGAGUCCGAGUCCACCGCUUGGGUCGAGUCCGGCGCGACCAUCGGGGAGCUCUACUACGCCAUCGGGAAGAACAACUCUGAGCUCGCGUUCCCGGCCGGCGAGUGCCCCACCCUCGGCGUGGGCGGCCACUUCAGCGGCGGAGGCGUCGGCAUGCUGAUGCGCAAGUACGGCCUCUCCAUCGACAACGUCGUCGACGCGAAGCUGGUCAACGCCAAGGGGGAGCUCCUCGACAGGGCCGGCAUGGGGGAGGACCACUUCUGGGCCAUCCGAGGCGGCGGCGGCGAGAGCUUCGGCAUCGUGCUCUCGUGGAAGAUCCAGCUCUUGCAUGUCCCACCGACGGUGGCGGUUUUCAGCAUCUCGAAGACUCUUGACCAGGGUGCCGUAGACAUCGUUACCAGAUGGCAAGUCGUUGGGCCAUCACUCCCCGACGACCUCACCAUGAGGGUCAAAGUGCAGGGGCAGGAAGCCACGUUCCUGGCCGUGUACCUCGGCACGUGCAGCUCGCUCGAGUCCACGAUGGGCCGCGAGUUCCCGGAGCUCAACAUGACGAGCGCUGACUGCCGGCCGAUGACCUAUCUCGAGUCCACGGCCUUGUCCUUCACCACCUUGGCCAACAUCGGCACCCCGGAGGAGGUGCUUUUGAACAGGACCAGCAGCCUGGACAUCUCCGUCGAGGGCAAGUCCGACUACGUCCGGCGCCCCAUCUCCAAGGACGCCUGGAACGACAUCUUCUCCUGGUUCAAGAUGAACGGCUCCGGGCUCAUCAUGCUGGAGCCCCACGGCGGCUUCAUCGGCAGCGUCCCCAACGCCACCACGCCGUACCCGCACCGCGACGGCGUCCUCUACGUCAUCCAGUACCUCGUGUUCUGGCCAGGGGCCAAUGGCGCCACGGCGCAGACAUGGCUGCACGACUUCUACGACUUCAUGGGGCAGCACGUGACCGCGAACCCGAGGGAGGCCUACGUCAACUUCCGGGACCUGGACAUCGGACAGAACGCGGUGGUCGACGACGUGAGCACGUUCGAGAGCGGCCAGGUGUGGGGCGAGCGCUACUUCAUGGGCAACUUCCGUAGGCUCGCCAUGGUGAAAGCUCAAGUGGACCCGACGGACUACUUCAGAAACGAGCAGACCACACCGCCGCUGCUCCACCGACGCAUGUGAGCAGAGUUGCUAGUCGGUGUUAAUUUACAUUCCUGACCGACUAAAGCAUUAUCAAGUUGUAAGACCGCUUAAUUACUUUCCUGAAUGAAUGAUGUAUAAUAAAGUUGUACCAGUUGGCUGGAUUGCGACAA
This is a messenger RNA of Lolium rigidum, 1712 nucleotides long. RefSeq names its product berberine bridge enzyme-like Cyn d 4. The coding region runs from base 22 to 1581 and encodes 519 amino acids. The transcript has 2 exons. The record is from RefSeq and is a predicted model, not a curated record. Lineage: Eukaryota; Viridiplantae; Streptophyta; Magnoliopsida; Poales; Poaceae. Gene Ontology annotation, molecular function: oxidoreductase activity; FAD binding.